Molecule: messenger RNA, 837 nt
Organism: Paramecium tetraurelia
Lineage: Eukaryota; Ciliophora; Oligohymenophorea; Peniculida; Parameciidae
Exons: 3
Source: RefSeq, a predicted model, not a curated record
AUGGAUUCAAGCAAUUCUCAGGAUGAUUCAUAUUAAAAAGAUUCACUGCUUGAUUUGAUUUUAAAACAAAAAAAACCUGCAGGUUAUGAGAAGGAAAAAAUAUCAAUAGAUUUCUCUAAUUCUAUAAUGAGCUUAGGUAUGUUCAAGAAACCGAAACAAAUUUAUAUCCAAAACACUCAUCACACAAAAGAAAUUCAUAUUUCAAUGAUCAAAGAUUAGAGAUCAAUCAGUCUUUUAAGUAAAAUAGAUAUCUUGAAAUAAGGGAAAAUUCAAAGGAUAAUGUCGUACAGUAGACAAAUAUUUGGUGAGGACUAAUAAAUUGAAGCAAGAGUGCAAAGAGUGAUCAAUACAGUCAGAAGGAAGAGUUGUCUUUGUUCUAAUUGUGGCCAAUAAAGUGAGUUUGAGAAACGGUCGAAUACAUUUUAAGUAAGACCCCAGCAUCAAAUCAAUUCGGAAUUGAGAAUAAUGAAAUACAACACAAGAAAUUAAAUCAAGCAGCAAUCUUUAAUUAGAAUGCAUAAAAUAAAAUAAUUAUAAAGCAAAAAAUAUCAUAUAUCAAGUUUGUCAACCCAAAUGGAGAAUCAGUUUCAAUACAAUCAAACUCCAGUUUUAGUAGAACCUCCCUUGGUUGAUCUAAAGCUAGAUUUCAGAAAGAGAAUAACUCCCAAACCAGUUGUACUAAAGUAAUAUCUUCCUACACAGAAAAAUUAUUUUGUAAAUCAGUAUCAUAUAACUACAAGAGUUAAAGCAAAUAUUACUCCUAUUUAAAAAACUCUACCAUCACUUUAAUCCAUUACUCAAAGCAGGAAACAUCUUUUUCAAAGUAAAUUCAUUUGA